Cicer arietinum (chickpea) is the source of this 2392-nucleotide messenger RNA. RefSeq lists its product as uncharacterized. NCBI's taxonomy places the organism in Eukaryota, Viridiplantae, Streptophyta, Magnoliopsida, Fabales, Fabaceae. The record is from RefSeq and is a predicted model, not a curated record. Gene Ontology annotation, molecular function: zinc ion binding.
GUGUUAUUAAUUCAAAAGCUUGAUUUUUGUGCAUAAUUCAUUCAUAGUCAUUCCAUCUUAUCUGUGUAGUCAGUCCACUUUGAAUUAAUUUCUCACUCCUUGUCUCUUUCAUUAUUAUUACUCAUCUCUGUCAAUUACUACCACCCACUAAGCAAUAACUAAGUGCUAUGGUAUCAUUGGUUUUUGAAAUUCAUUUGUUAAUGUAACUACUUAUUUUGCUUUCUUUUUGAAUUCUAAGUUCUGGGUUUUCUUUUUCUGUAUUUGUAAUAGCAAAAUGAGUUUUGAAGAAAAAAAUCAUGUAACUCAGGAACCUGAUGAUGUUUCUUGCAGAAUAGCAGUUUCUCUUCCUGUUGCUCACAAGGAUGAUGAUCCAAUGGGGAUAACUGAAGAAACUGCGCAUGUUCCGCCUCGGAAGAAACAAAAUCUUCUCCUUGAAAUACCCUCAAGAACACCAGAAGAGUGUUCUCAAGAUUUUGUUUCAAUCAAAAUGCCAAUGACACCAAGUCCGACUCCUACUCCCAAAAGAGUGAAUUUUCUGGUGAGUUCUCACAGUGUUGACGCACCGAUAAAUAAUUCACCUAGAUCUGCAACAUCAAAAGGCAAAUCAUCGAUAAGAAACAUCCUACCAAAAUUGAGCUUCAGGUAUAGGACACCAGCAGAUAUUGAAAAGGCUAAUACACCAACUCCAGAAGUUUCGUCUUUGGGCCCUCGAGAAAAGCCUUUAAUCUCUAGAUCAUUGUCCCUUAGUAAGAUAUUUACUCCUCGGAUUAAAAGAACUUCAUCAUUGCCAGUAGAACAUAUUGGAAUUUCAAACACAGAAUCCACUCAUGGUGGAAAUGGAAGUGUUGGUGGUCCUCUGAGUAAAAAAGAGACUCGGCGAAAGAUAGCGCGCUCUCUCUCAGUGCCUACCAACAACAAGGACAAAAGCCUAAGGAGGAUGAAUUCAUUUUUUCGUGUCGUUCCUUCUACUCCUCGAGUAAAGGAAAUAAAUGAAUUGUUGAGUGCGUCUCCAACGAAGGAUACUGAAAAUGAAGAUGCUGAUGACGGUGGUGAAGAUAUAGCUGAAGAAGAGGCUGUGUGUAGAAUCUGUCUGGUUGAACUAUGUGAAGGAGGUGAGACCUUCAAGUUGGAAUGUAGUUGCAAAGGUGAACUUGCUUUGGCUCACCAAGAAUGUGCUAUUAAAUGGUUUAGUAUAAAGGGUAACAAGACUUGUGAUGUCUGCAAGGAGGAUGUGAAAAACCUUCCUGUCACUCUAUUACGGAUCCAAAGUGUUCGAAAUCGGAUUAGUGGAGCAAGUAGAUCUCCACUUGAAGAUGUAAACGGGGUUUGGCAGGAAGUUCCAGUGCUUGUCAUUGUCAGCAUGUUGGCCUACUUUUGUUUUCUUGAGCAACUGUUGGUUGCAAAAAUGGGAACUGGUGCAAUUGCCAUAUCUCUUCCAUUUUCCUGUGUUCUUGGUCUGCUCUCCUCCAUGACAUCAUCAACCAUGGUGAAGAGCAGGUUCAUAUGGAUUUAUGCAUCUUUCCAGUUUGCUAUGGUGGUUCUAUUCGCACAUAUAUUUUACUCCUUGGUUCACGUGCAAGCAGUUCUUUCAGUCCUUCUUGCAACAUUUGCUGGUUUUGGUGUGGUGAUGAGCGGAAGUUCUAUCCUUGUGGAGUUCUUUAGAUGGAGAAGAAGAUCGCAGGCUCUUCAAGAGCAGCAACAUGGCCCUCAACUGAUGACACAAGCAGGACAACAACCUCAAACUGUAAACACGCCACGCUCGGACACAUCCAACCGCAGUCAUCCGGUGGUGCAAGAUCUACAAAACUCAAAUCAGAGCUAAUUUGGUAUUUUUGUGCUUCUCAUCUAUGAAGCACAGACACUAUUGGGAUUAGGUGUGUCCCCGAGUCUGACACACGUCAGUUUCUGGAACUCCUAUGAAAUCCAUACAACACAUGUUAGAUACCUUAGAGUCUCCUCAAAGCUAGUGGCUGCAGUUGGUGGCUUUUCAUCCGGAACUGGAAGAACUUAUUGUGUAUAGGGUAUGGAGUUUAACCUUUAUUACCACACAUCUACAAGAGACUUCAUUGUAUAGGUUAUGGUUAUAGCUUUCUCUUGGUAUGGAGUUUCUGUUUGUUUAUUUGAACUAGUGAUUAUUUCAGCACAUCAAAAUUGGAAGGAUUUUUGCUUUCUUUUUUGUAGUCUCCUUUGAGGCACAGUGAUUUUGUUUCGGGUCAAAGUGAAAGUCAAGGAUUGAGGAAAUGUGUUUGUUAUUUUGUUUAAUGAGUUUGAUCAUUGAUGAGCAUUGUCAAAUGCAAUGAUGUAGUUACUUACAUGAAGAUGUAUUUCCUUGUAUUCGACAACUAAUACUUUCGAUUAAAGUUUAUAUUAAAGGUAAGUUUGUUGUCUAAUA